Haliotis rubra (blacklip abalone) is the source of this 590-nucleotide messenger RNA. Its product is annotated as very low-density lipoprotein receptor-like. The record is from RefSeq and is a predicted model, not a curated record. The transcript is spliced from 5 exons. Bases 84 to 545 code for a protein of 153 amino acids. Gene Ontology annotation, cellular component: plasma membrane. NCBI's taxonomy places the organism in Eukaryota, Metazoa, Mollusca, Gastropoda, Lepetellida, Haliotidae. Gene Ontology annotation, molecular function: protein binding.
GUUGUACAGGACUGCGGCACCUGUGUGUGUACAGGAUCUCACGUAGAUAACAGUUGCCUGAGAAUUCGAAAACUGUCCACAAGAUGUCGGCUGGUGUUGUCUUCGUUGUGUUUGGCCUGGUGUACAUCACCUGUGUACCACCGUAUGCUGAAGGUGCCUGCUCCUCCUCGCAGUGGGGCUGCAGCAACAACCGAUGCAUCUCAGCAACGUUGAAAUGUGAUGGCAAAGACGACUGUGGUGACAACUCGGAUGAACGUGAAGGCUGUGUCGAUCUCGGGAACCCCUGUGGCAGCGGAAAGAUCUGCAGAGGCAUUCUAAAGUGUGUUUCACAGUCUCAACUGUGUGACGGUAAAGACGACUGUGGCGACAACUCUGAUGAAGACAACUGCCCUGUCAGCCCCCAGUGCCCAAGAGGAGCACCAUUGAAGGACGCCAAGGGGAUAGCCUAUUUCUGUGGGCUGGGUCCAUCUGCUCAGGCGUGUCCGCCAAACAGUGCCUGCCUCACCGACCCACUUGACCGGUUUGCCGUAUGCUGUUCUGUUUGAAGACAUUCUUACCACAUACAGAAAUAAACGUUGCGUGUUUGAGGA